AUGUCAAACCAGGUUGUGGUGUGGACAGUUGCAGGGCAGAAGCUGGCCACGCUACACUUGAGAAGCGUAAGUACCGUCAGGGCAUUGAAACAACAUUUGCAAGGGCUUUGUGGGCAGCCACGAUUCAGACAGCGACUCUUGCACCGUGACCAUGUGCUGGAAAAUCGUGCUUGGAUGAGGGCGCUGCAAGCACCCAUCGACUUGCAGCUUGUUAUUGUGCCCUAUACUGAAGCCUCGGAAGAACAGCUUAAAUCCCUGUGCACAGCAUCUGGUUCCGGUAUACUUACUGUCGUUGAGGAAAUGCUGCAGCUUCCUCUGGAUCCGAACGCAUGCCCCAAAGCACUUAUCGCAGCUUGUUUCGGUGGCCACAAUGACGUUGUGCGCUUGCUUCUAGAGGCUGGUGCUGACAGGAGCAGCAGGGAUGGAUUCUGGACACCAAUGAGGGCGGCAUUCAGCCAACAGCACUAUGAGGUUCUCCUGCAGCUAUGGCAGCCUUUUGGACUUGACCCAUGGUAUUUAUGUCAAAAGUUCGAAAGAUUUGUGUUGUCUUGCAUGGUUCCAAGCCUCCUGCUCGAUGUGGCGCAGAUAAAGCUCGAAGACAUUGGGCAGAACUAUCCCAUUGCGAGGGCAUGCUACAUUGUUGUUACAGUUUUUACGAGAUCUAUCGAAAUCAUGUUCUGGAGGUGGCCAGUCGGUUUGUUUAAGCAAUUCUUUGCGAAUCCCCUCAGCAGCAGUUCAAUAGUCUCACAUCAACUAGUCGGGCGCAGAGCGCUUGGCGUGCUGGUGUGGUAUCUCUGUAGGCGUGCAGGCAUCUCAUACUACAAAUUGCCCAGCUGUCUCAUUUAUUUUCUUGUGAUGUACUGCAAUCCAUACUUCUGCACUGCUGAUGUUCGCUGGCAAUGA
Molecule: messenger RNA, 903 nt
Organism: Symbiodinium sp. CCMP2592
Lineage: Eukaryota; Dinophyceae; Suessiales; Symbiodiniaceae
Source: the annotation of a GenBank genome assembly